This is a messenger RNA of Macrobrachium nipponense, 3311 nucleotides long. It is a transcript of the gene Clbn, whose product is annotated as ribosome quality control complex subunit NEMF-like. The transcript has 20 exons. Gene Ontology annotation, cellular component: RQC complex. Bases 159 to 3278 code for a protein of 1039 amino acids. Gene Ontology annotation, molecular function: tRNA binding; ribosomal large subunit binding. Gene Ontology annotation, biological process: ribosome-associated ubiquitin-dependent protein catabolic process; rescue of stalled cytosolic ribosome. The record is from RefSeq and is a predicted model, not a curated record. Lineage: Eukaryota; Metazoa; Arthropoda; Malacostraca; Decapoda; Palaemonidae.
GCUGUAGUGUAAACAGAUGGACGAGCAGUUACAAGGGUCACUUUUACGCUGUACGAUUUUGUGACAUCACAUCAGUGCCAACUUCGGUCAAGUUUACCACAUCUUUGUGGUGACCGUUGUCAAUUUUCUCCAUUCAUGAAGAAAUUCCGAUCAUCAAGAUGAAGAGUACAUUUACCACAGUAGAUAUACUGGCCAUUGUGUCAGAGCUCAGGAAAAGUAUUAUGGGACUGCGAGUUAUACAGGUGUAUGAUAUAGAUUCCAAGACAUAUCUGAUGAAGUUACAAAAACCUGACCAUAAGAGUGUGUUACUGCUUGAGUCUGGUUCACGUAUUCACACCACAGAGUAUGAGUGGCCAAAGAGCCCUGCUCCCUCAGGAUUUGCAAUGAAGUUGAGGAAACAUCUGCGGAACAAACGUCUUGAAAACAUCCAGCAACUUGGUGUGGACAGAAUCAUUGAUUUAACUUUUGGCUCUGGAGAAGCUGAGCACCAUGUUAUUUUGGAAUUAUAUGAUCGUGGAAACAUUGUGUUAACCAAUAACUUGUACAAUAUUUUGAAUAUACUCCGUCCAAGAAAAGAAGGCGAAGAUGUAAGAUAUGCAGUCCAUGAGACUUAUCCUGUAGACAGGUCCAGAAAAGCCAAAACAGUGCCUUCCAUCCAAGAUCUCAAGGAAGCUUUGUCUUUGGCCAAAGAGAAUACACCUUUAAAGAAAAUUUUGAACCCUCUUCUUGAUUGUGGAGGUGGUGUACUAGAUCACAAUUUACUUGAAUCUGGGUUCCCAGUAGGUGCUAAAUUUGGAAAACACCUUAAGGCAGAUGAUGAUCUUAGCCAGUUGCAUCUUGCAGUGUCAAAAGCACAAAGUACAGUUACUCAGUGGGAUGCCAGUGCUGGGUUUCAGGGUUAUAUUAUAAAGAAAGUUGAGGAAAGGAAGAAGGGAGAUGGCACCACUGAGGAAGUUCAUAUUUAUCAAGAGUUUAUUCCUUUGCUCUUUACACAACAUAAAGAACAUCCACAUGAAAAAUUUGAUAGCUUCAACAAAGCUUGUGAUGAGUUCUUCUCAAAGAUGGAAGCAGUCAAAAUUGACCAGAAAGCUAUGCAUCAAGAAAGGGAAGCUCUAAAAAAACUUGAGAAUGUCAAGAAAGAUCAUGAAAGACGAUUGCAGGAACUGAUGGAUAACCAGAAGAAUAAUACCCUACAAGGCCAGUUGAUUGAAUUGAACAAAGAUCUUGUUGAUGGGGCUAUUUUGGUUGUGAGAAGUGCUGUAGCAAAUCAGAUUGAUUGGCGUCAAAUUGAGGAGCUGCUGGCAGAAGCGCAAGCUCAGGGUGAUCCAGUAGCUCAGUCCAUUAAACAGCUGAAGUUGAAAACUAACACCAUUGUUCUUUCUUUAGGGGAUCCAUUUGAUCGCGAAGAAGAUGAUAUGUUCUUGGACUCUGAUGAAGAACGUGAAGAGGGAUGUGAAUCUACCAAAAUGAGACCAAUGGCAGUUGAAAUUGACCUUGAUCUCUCUGCUAUGGCCAAUGCUAGGAAGUAUUUUGAUCAAAAACGACAAGCUGCCAAAAAGGAACAGAAGACCAUAAGUGCAUCUAAAAAGGCUUUACAGUCUGCUGAAAAAAAGACACGCCAGACUUUAAAGGAAGUUGCAGCAAUUACAAAUAUUAACAAAGCAAGAAAAGUUCAUUGGUUUGAGAAGUUUCUUUGGUUUGUAUCAUCAGAAAAUUAUUUAGUAAUUGCUGGUCGGGAUAGUCAAAUGAAUGAAAUGGUUGUGAAACGUCAUUUGCGUCCUCGUGAUGCCUAUGUUCAUGCGGACUUACAUGGUGCAGCAAGUGUCAUCAUAAAGAACCCGAGUGGCAAUGACAUACCUCCUAAGACAUUACAUGAGGCUGGUAUCAUGGCUCUGUGUUACAGCCGAGCUUGGGAUGAAAAAGUUGUAACGUCUGCCUGGUGGGUAUGGGGUGAUCAAGUUAGCAAAACUGCUCCAACCGGUGAAUACCUCACCACAGGAGCCUUCAUGGUUCGUGGGAAAAAGACCUUCCUUCCUCCAUCUCAUCUGGUAUAUGGAUUUGGUUUCUUGUUCAGAUUAGAGGAAGAUUCUAUUGCAAGGCAUGCAGGAGAAAGAAAAAUACGCACUCUUGAAAAUGAUAACAUCAAGGAUUCUUUGAGAAAUCUUUCUAUUGGCACUGAGGAGGAAGACAUAGAAAUCCCUUUGGAUGAAAAAGAUGAGGAUUCGUCUGAAAUGAAAUCUGCAGAUGAAUCACAAACUUCUCUGACUACUAAAGAGGAUAAGGCAGACGCCUUGAAAGAUAGUGUUGAUAAGGAGUCUGAAGAGGAAAUGCCCGAGAGCAAUGAUGAGAAAGAACUUGUAGAAUAUCCGGAUACUGUUGUUGAAAUGACUCAUAUUGCAGGUGACCAGUUUGCAUUACGUCCUCGAACAGUGUCAGUCACAUCACAACAUUCUCAACACUCAGAAGGUGCAGAUGAUAAAGAAAAUAUUGUGUUUUUAGGGGAUGAUCAGCCUGUCAUGGUAAACAAGCCUAAAGGUCAAGAAACUAAACAGAGCAAGGGGAAGGUAAAAAACAAACAGAACCAAGAAAAAAAAGAAGCUAAACAAAAUAUACAAAAGGAACAGCUGAGUGAAGAUGCUUCGAGUAGUGGUGGGAUGAAGCGAGGACAGAGAGGAAAGAUGAAGAAAAUGAAAAAAUACCGUGACCAGGAUGAAGAAGAAAGGGAAAUGAGAAUGCAGUUAUUGCAGUCAGCAGGUAGCAGUAAAGAUAAAGAUAAAAAAGGAAAAAAGGGUGGCAAGAAGAGUACAGACAGUGAAUCAAAAGGAAUGCAACAGCCAAGUAAUAAAGGCAGUAACCAAAAACAAAGUGCUCAACCAAAAACAGAUAUUAAGGAUUUAGAUGUGUUGCAAAUCAAGCAAGAUGCGGAUAAAGAUGAAGAGGAUGAAGAAGAAGAGGAAACUGAAAAGGUUGCUGAUGAUCUCAACAUCAUUAAUGCCUUGACUGCCAUCCCUGUUCCUGAAGAUGAGCUACUGUAUGCCAUUCCAAUCUGUGCACCUUAUGCAGCCAUGUCAAACUACAAGUUUAAAGUCAAGCUAACCCCUGGGCCUGGAAAGAAAGGGAAAGCCUGUAAAACGGCCUUGGCUUUAUUUUUGGGAGAUAAAACAAUUACUGGCAGAGAAAAAGAUCUUCUUAGGGCUGUGCGUGAUCAGGAUUUAGCAAGAAACCUUCCAGGAAAGGUUAAGGUUUCAGCUCCUAACAUUACUAAGAUUAAGAAGUAAUGAAUUAGAAAAAAAUUUGAUUUUUUAACUCUU